Messenger RNA from Neodiprion virginianus, 2231 nucleotides. RefSeq lists its product as uncharacterized. Bases 201 to 1883 code for a protein of 560 amino acids. Lineage: Eukaryota; Metazoa; Arthropoda; Insecta; Hymenoptera; Diprionidae. The transcript has 6 exons. The record is from RefSeq and is a predicted model, not a curated record.
UCCAUACACUGUGCUAAUAAAAUAACGAAAAAAAAAAAUCAUAGCGACAUUAAUAAUAAAACGAAGCUAAAGGAAAGAAAGAAAAAAAUGAAAAGAAAACAAUCGCCUCGACCGAAGUAAAUCAAAAUCAUUCCGUACUCUGUGCGCCAUAUAAUAUUGCAAUAUACAUAUAUGUGUAUAGUGCAGAGAAGGUGAAAAAGAUGGAUUGCUGCAACUACGUGCAGCCUUACAACAGUGGCACCGGACACUUUUACCAUCAACAAAAUCAUUUCUAUUAUGAAAAUAUGAACGCGUACGCGUCCUACAACGGCAGCAUGACUCCGGGAUCGAAUGCGAUCGAAACAAACGUCCGAUACAAUCGACUACCACCUGCAUAUCCGACAGAUUACGUUUACAACCCGAAAGAGGCGAGGCUGCGAAAGGCGAUGAGGGAACAAAGCAGGGAGCUUUCGCGGCAGUCGAUUCUCCAGACGGCGAUCGCCUCGGCGGCUUCGAGUGGAAACGGAUCGGGGAGCGGAGCCGUGACGUCUUCGAGUUUCCUGAACCACCCCCUGAGCUGUUCCUCGUCCUCGACGGGAGGGACGGCUUCGCCCCUGCAAAACGGCAGCCCGUCGGUGAAUUCCGGGCGUAUUAUCAACCCCUGGUUCCCCGUCGGCCCUGCCUCGUCGUCGGCGCAUUUAAAACCCAUUAUCUCGCCGAGGAUGAUGGCGGCACACCAACGGACUUUGGAAAAGACCAAGGAGGCGAUGCGGAAGCAGGUGGAAUGCGCGGCUUCCGGUGUUUUCUCCUCCGGAGGUGCGGCCAACCCCUCAUCGGGUUCCGGGUACCCCGGAGAAUUUGGGAGUCGCAAUUCCCCCGCGACUAGUGCCAACGAUUACUGCAUCAUCGCCGAGUUUGGAGAAGGCCAGAAGUGGCAUCCUUAUCAGAACGGAGGGAAUCCUUAUCACGGUCGAGGAGGAGCCGCGAUGCCAAAGGUGGGCCUACAUCCGAACGCAAACGUUCACGGACCUUGGACACAGUUCUGUGGUCUCCCUCUGCAGACGUCGGCCGUUCAGAACCCGGUGAUACGGCCAUCGAGACAGAUGGUUUUCCUCCAGGAACAACAGAGUCAACACUGCAACGCCUUUACCGACGAAAUGCAAAUGUCCUACGUCCAGGCCAAGAUGGAACCAAAUCACAGGCUGCAUCUGGCGUAUUCCGGCCAAGGGGAUCCUCAGGUAAAAGCUUCCGUAUCGCCGGCGCAAAUGCAGCAACAUCAGCAACAGCAACAGCAACAGCAGCAACAUCAGCAUCGGCUCCAGCACGAGGAGGUUAACGAAUGCGGCGAAGCGUCUCAGGUUUGGGAUUCCGAAGCGACGGCUGGAUCAUCCUCUGGUGUGGCCGGCGUCUCGAAUAUCAUCGACGAUCAGACUCCUCAGGAUCAGGACGAGGAGGACGGUUCUCGGCAGACUAGCGAGGUCCGGGAAGAGGCGGCGAGGCAAAAGCCGAUAAACGGCAACAAGCAGCCGCUCCCGGGUUUCCACCAGGCGUUCGGCUCGACGGAAAUCGGCCGUUUCUCCAGGUCCGAAUUCUUCGCGAACAUGGUCGGCGACGGCAGCAACGUAAGUAGCAACAGAGGUAAUCCUCAGCAGCAGCAGCAGCGGCAGGUUUCCCCCGACUGCGAUUUGAAAGGCAACGCGAUCGGCCGAUCGUCGUCCGCUUUUUUCAACUCGCAACAAUCUAACCAUCAUGGCCCGGGUGUCAGCAGCUUCGGUAACAUAAAUAACUUUGGUAACGUCGCGCUUGCCGCCUAUUACAACGACAUACGAAGCCCCGCGAAUCCCGUCGUCGCGAACCCUCGCUGGCACAGUCCUUACGUUGGCGUUAUAGGUAGCGAAAUUUAACCGCGAAUGUUGCACGUUGUAGAUGCGCCGUAAUUAUACAUUCGUAUAUAUAUAUAUAUUAUAUAAAUUAUAUUAUAUACAUAGGUAUAUAGUGAAUUAUUCCAAUUGUUAUAUGAAAUUCGUAUACUACUAUUACCAUUAUUAUUAUUAUUAUUAUUAUUAUUAUUAUUGUGAUUAUUAUUGUCAUUAUUACGGUCGUUGUUGAUAUCAUUAUCAUUAUUAUUGUUAUUGUUGUUAUUAUUCUUACCAAUGCCAAUAUUUUCAUCAUCUUACAUAUGUUGUGUACGUAUGUAUAUACGAUAUAUUAUUUAUAUACUUAUAUAUUAUGAUAUAUGGGUGAAUAUCGAU